Messenger RNA from Dioszegia hungarica, 1485 nucleotides. RefSeq lists its product as uncharacterized. The record is from RefSeq and is a predicted model, not a curated record. The transcript has 6 exons. Gene Ontology annotation, cellular component: endoplasmic reticulum membrane. Bases 1 to 1485 code for a protein of 494 amino acids. NCBI's taxonomy places the organism in Eukaryota, Fungi, Basidiomycota, Tremellomycetes, Tremellales, Bulleribasidiaceae.
AUGGCGCAUCCCACUCGCCCAGCCGCGGACGCGCAGGCGUGCAUCGGCCGCGCAGCAACGGCAGCAUCAGGUUCGACCUCCCAACCUAGCUCAUACGGCUCCACUGCUCCCUCACUCCUCGCCGAUUCAGGCGGCGCCUCUCCCGCAGCCCUCAGCUUCUCUUCGGACCCGAUCACACCUCCCUCGGCCGGGCAAAGAAGAGGCACCAUACCAGCCCAUCUGCAGGGAUGGAAGCGGGAAACGGUCUCGCGGCGAUCAUCAAUGGAGAGCGAUAUCUCGCUCGCGGAGGAGGGCGAGGCUAGCCCGUUGUUAGCAGAAGGAGGAGGAGGGGAGGAGGAGGCGGAGAAGUGGUAUCAAGGACCUUUGUUCACAGCGGGAGUCAAGUUGGGGUUGCUGUUUUUGGCGUUUGCGGCGGUGGUUGCAGGGACGUUUUACUACGGGAUGCCAGCGGUCGAUCCUGAAGAUAGACCAGUACUCAAGCUGCCUCGAUCAUUCGCGGAUCUUCAGGCAUUAAAUUCUCUCUUCCAGAAGUAUAAGCAGGAGUAUCCAUACCGCCUACUGGCGGGUGGUGCGGUAUCUUACCUCUUCGUACAGACAUUCUCCCUUCCAGGAUCGAUGUACAUCUCUAUCCUCUUUGGAGCGGCAUACGGCCUCCUCUGGGGUCUGUUCCUGUCGUGCCUCUGCGACUCCCUCGGUUCCGUCCUCUGCUAUACCGUCUCCUCACUCCUGGCUCCUCCACUUCUCUCGAUCCCCUUUUACCGCGCCAAGGUCGAAACAUGGCGUAUCAAGAUUAUGGGCGACCCCAACUCCAACAAAGCUGUAUCAUGGCACGACGUUUUCACAUUCCUGCUCAUCCUCCGAAUUAGCCCAUUCCCGCCACACUGGGUGUGCAACUGCGUCGCUCCUCAUCUGGGCAUCGGCGUGGGUCUAUUCUGGGUGGCUGCUUUCUUUGGAAUCAUCCCCAUCUCUGUCAUCCACGUUACUAUUGGUUCCUCCCUCGAUAGCAUGACCUCCGCCGCGGACUUUCACAUCCUUUCCGCCCGGAACGUCUUCGGUCUCGUCGCCGUUGUCGUCGCCGUUCUCAUCCCCGUCGGGCUCAAGCGGGUCUUCAAGCAAGAUCUGGGCGAUCUCGACAACGCUGAGGCGAUACUCGCUGCUCAACAGAUCGAGGACGUUCAGAUCGUUGUUCCUGCUGUACAUACGUACGGCGCGGUGGGGGCCGAUGCUGACCAAACGAUGGGCAGGCGGUACGUCGCCGUGGAUUCGGGGAUGGAUCUGGCGGGCCCGAGUGAGGGGGAUGAGGAUCUGUAUGCUGCGCCGGUCCGGGGGAAGGGGAAGGGGAAGGUGGUGGAGAUAUUCCCGAAUAUCACAGAGGAAGCUGAGGAGGACAGCGGAGCUGGGCGGACAGUAGCGGUUGAAAAGGUCAGGACGGAGGUGAAGGGGUAUGGGGCUACGGACGUUUACACGCCAAGAGUGGCGCUGUGA